Messenger RNA from Thamnophis elegans (Western terrestrial garter snake), 1803 nucleotides. RefSeq names its product C-type lectin domain family 3 member B (gene CLEC3B). Gene Ontology annotation, biological process: ossification; bone mineralization. The transcript has 3 exons. NCBI's taxonomy places the organism in Eukaryota, Metazoa, Chordata, Lepidosauria, Squamata, Natricidae. The coding region runs from base 216 to 818 and encodes 200 amino acids. The record is from RefSeq and is a predicted model, not a curated record.
UUCUGUUUCCAUAUAUACGCCCCUUCCUGCUUGUUGGAAUGCCUUAAGAAUUGAAUCCCUCCCAGAAAUCUGCAAAAUAACCUCUAAUCACUGGAACAUUACAGAAGAAAUUGGAACUGUUUUUUGGCCAGACAUUUUUAGUUAAUGCCAUACUAAGAAGUUAGGCAGACCAAGUCCAGUUUUGUUCCAAUCUCUUUGAGGGCAGCAGCAGCAAAAUGCCAUUCCAUGGAAUUGGUCUUCUUGUGUGUGUUAUUUGUGUGACACAAAUAGCAGCUCAACAAAACGCCAGAACCAAGAAAAAGCCAGAACCAAGAAAAGAUGCUGUAAGCCUCAGAAUGAUUGAAGACAUUAAAGAGCAACUAGAGAAUCUUUCCCAAGAGGUGGCCUUACUAAAGGAAAAACAAGCACUUCAAACAGUUUGCCUGAAAGGUACAAAGAUCAACCUAAAAUGUGUCCUGGCUUUUUCCCAUGCUAAGACCUAUCAUGAGGCCAAUGAAGAUUGCAUUUCCCAGGGUGGCACCCUUAGUACACCACAGACAGGUGAUGAAAAUGAUGCUCUCUAUGACUAUGUGAGGAAGACCCUGGGGAAUGAGGUGGAAAUUUGGCUUGGCAUCAAUGACCUGGCAGUGGAGGGCAAAUGGGUGGACAUGACAAGCAGCAGCAUUAGCUAUAAGAAUUGGGAAACAGAAAUCACCACCCAACCUGAUGGAGGGAAGCAAGAAAACUGUGUAGCAUUGUCUGCAGUGGCUGUGGGAAAGUGGUUUGACAAGAGAUGCAGAGAUCAGUUGCUCUAUGUAUGCCAGUUCAUGAUUGUUUAAUAGAUUCAUCUCAGGGAAGGUUUAAUCAGUAUAAUCCAUUGAUCCCUCGAGUUUUGUGUGUGCAUCUGUGUUUACUUAAACAUAGAUAUAUAGAUAUUUAUGAUGAGACACAUACCUAUGUAUACACGUUUAACAAAAAAUGUAAUGGCAAUGUAUUAUAAGGAAUUUGAUCUUUACUGCACUUUAACUGGUUAUAAGCUUAGAAGCAACAUUAUAUUUACUUAGCUACAAAUAAUAAAUAUCUAUAUUUUUACAUUUAGAAUUUAUUACAAAGACUUCACAUUGGGAACAUUCAAUCUCUGCCAAAGUUUCAAUUUAUUGUUGCAUGCAAUUUUCCUUCAGUCUUCUUUCUUCUCCAGCUAAUCACCCCAAAAAGUGGCUUUUGUUAAACUCAUAUCCUUAUCGGUUGGACUAAAUAGUUAAAUAGUUCAUCUGAAGAUGAAAGUGUUUUUAGCAUCCCUGCUUUCAUUUCAGCGCUGAACUCAAAAGUAAGCAGAGUUGCCUUAGUUUAUUCUAUGUAUACAAUAAGAGAAGAAGCAAGGAAGGAACUAACAAAAAUGUUUUAUGUGUUUUGUUAAAAUAUAUAUUACUAAAUUGCUUGGCUGUAUUUCUUCUACAAUUUUCUUCUGGACAUAUCUAGAUUAAAAACAUUAGGUAAAAAUGAAGAAAAAGUAAAGUGGGGAAAGAAUUGACCUACUUGCUGCAACAAAUUGUACCAAUGCAUAGAAAGAAAAGUGAAAUAUUUCAGGAGGUGGUUUCAGCACCAGUCUUCACUCAAGUAACAUGGUCAUUAGGGGAAAAAAAUCCAGAGUAUUUCUUCAAAGACUCGCAUAGAAACAUCAGGGAGUCAGUCAUCAGCUUGAUUCUGACUAUGGUUCUUGAUCAUUGUGUUUACUUAUUUACACGUAGGAUUUAUUUCCAUUCACAAAGGAGAACUUUUUUCACCUGUUGAAAAGUAUCUGAAUGUGUUUCCCCAUUUACCUGA